Closterium sp. Naga37s-1 is the source of this 1053-nucleotide messenger RNA. NCBI's taxonomy places the organism in Eukaryota, Viridiplantae, Streptophyta, Zygnematophyceae, Desmidiales, Closteriaceae. The record is from the annotation of a GenBank genome assembly.
AUGGCAGCUUUGAAAGCACUUGCCCGUUUCACGACUCGUUUCGCCGCACCGUCGAUCGCGGCGAGUCGCGUGCGACAAAAUACGACUGUUUCCAGUAUCUCGAGCGUAGCGUUAAGAGUCGAGCGACCGCUUCAUGCCUCGCGAACGGUGCGGCGCGUCGCGCGACGAAGCUUCCCCGCGCGAACCUUCUGCAGCGUGGCGAACGAGCAGGCGGAGGCGGAGAAGUCGGCGGAGGACAUGCUGUCGGAUCUCGAGCCCGACACCCGCGCGCCCGUCACCAUCAUCACCGGCUUCCUCGGCUCCGGCAAGACGACGCUGCUGAACUACAUCCUCAAGGCGGACCACGGCAAACGGAUCGCCGUCAUUGAGAACGAGUUCGGCGAGGUGGACAUCGACGGGUCGCUCGUGGCGGACGCGCUGGCGGGGUCGGAGGACGUGGUGGUGCUCAACAACGGAUGCCUGUGCUGCACCGUUAGAGGCGACCUCGUUAGGAUGCUCAGUGACUUGAUCACGACCAAACGGGACAAGUUUGAUCACAUCGUCAUUGAAACCACAGGUCUGGCCAACCCAGCGCCCAUCAUUCAAACGUUCUUCUUAGAAGAGGAGCUGGCAGAGGGGUUACGGCUGGAUGGAGUGGUGACUCUGGUGGACGCCAAGCACGUCACACGCCACCUGGAUGCUGCCGAGAAGGCAGCAGCUGAGGGGUCAACGGAGGUCAACGAGGCUGUGGAGCAGGUGGCCUUCGCGGAUCGGCUUAUCGUUAACAAGGUGGACCUUGUGUCAGAGAGCGAACUGAAAGAUCUCGUCGAGAGGCUUCAGGAUAUCAACUCCAUGGCUCGCAUGAGCAAGGCGUCGUAUGGCAAGGUGGAUCUGGAGUAUGUGCUCGGCAUUGGGGGCUUCGACCUUGAAAGGAUUGAGAGGGACCCCAUGCGAAGCAUGCAACAGGUGUCUCGUCUGUCAGCAUUCAGUGUGAAGGCAACCUCGACUUGGAGAAGAUCAAUGACUGGUUGGGAGAUCUGCUUGCGGAGAAGAGUGAUGACAUCUAUCGCAUGA